Aricia agestis (brown argus) is the source of this 578-nucleotide messenger RNA. Its product is annotated as ribonuclease H2 subunit C. Gene Ontology annotation, biological process: RNA catabolic process. The record is from RefSeq and is a predicted model, not a curated record. Gene Ontology annotation, cellular component: ribonuclease H2 complex. The coding region runs from base 58 to 456 and encodes 132 amino acids. NCBI's taxonomy places the organism in Eukaryota, Metazoa, Arthropoda, Insecta, Lepidoptera, Lycaenidae. The transcript is spliced from 4 exons.
AAUAAUUUUGUCUUUAUACGUUUUAAAAGUACGUAGUGAUAAUAAGGACAUUUAAUUAUGUCUAUUCAUGUAGAAAAUAGUUUAAAAGACGCGGACAAGGAAAUAUUUCAACAAAGAACACAUUUUGUUCCUUGCAAAAUAGAUGAUGAUGGUUCUGCAAAUGUAAACAAUUUUUUUGAGCCGUAUGUAAUGGAUAAAGGCGAAGGCGACCUGACAGCCACUUUUCGUGGCCACCCUCUUGAUGGUAAGAAUAUGACAAUACCAGAAGGCUACACAGGAAUACUUGUGUCAGAAACUAAGAGGCCACUAGCGGAAGAUGCAGAUAGGAAAUUCCAGGUUAUGGGUGGAUUCAAAGAAUUUGUAUACUGGAAUUGGGAUAAAAAGCCAUCAAAGAAUGAUAACUUAGUGAAAGCUUUAGAUUGGAUUGAUAUAGCUGAGGCAAUUCAUGAGGAUUGACAACGAAACAACAAAGCUUGACCAAAAGAUGCCAAUGAAUGAUAAGUAAAGAAAGCCAGUCUUGGCGAAAAAAGCGAUAUGGACAGAAAAUAAGAGACCCAAAAUAAAACCAUGUCAGAAGC